CAUUAUGCGUAUCAUGCCGAAGGGCUUCAUGGGAUGCUUUAAGGUCUACGCUAAUUUUCAUUUCGAUGUUGUUAUUUGUGAAACAACAGCGUAUUACAAGCAACUGAGCCCAUUCUUGAAUUCAUUUUGAACUCUAAAAUACAUUAACCAUGUUCGGAAGCCAGAAGCCAUUUGGCACAAGCACUGGUUUCGGAACAAGUGCCUUUGGAACAACCCAGACAACCCCGUUCGGACAAGGCAGCAAUGUGUUCGGUGCCACGGCCUUUGGCACUGCUGCCCCGAGCACAAGCACAAGCCUUUUCGGGGGCGCUCCCCAAGGAGGAGGGCUAUUUGGGGGUUCGACCUCCACAUUUGGCCAGCCAGCCACUUCAACCACUCCAGGGUUUGGGUUCGGCAGCCCAGCCACGAGCACCUCCCUGUUUGGCUCGGGUGCGGCCCAGCCGAGCGGAAGCACCGGUCUUUUCGGAACACCAACCAACACCUUUGGUCAGCCCAGGUCUCAGUUUGGCACCUUUGCAUCCUCAACCCCGUCAUCAGGAGGGCUUUUCGGUCAACCGCAGCAGCAGAGCACCAACUUAUUUGGUCAGGGCAGCACUGCAAGCACAGGACUGUUUGGGUCAUCUGCCUUUGGUGCUGGACCAACGCCUACAGGCACGACAAUCAAGUUCAAGCCUCUUACUGGUACUGACACUAUGAUGAAGAAUGGUGUCUCCAGCACAAUCAACACUUCACAUCAGUGCAUCACAUGCAUGAAAGAAUAUGAAAGCAAGAGUCUUGAGGAACUACGCCUUGAGGACUACGCAGCGAAUCGCAAGGGAGGCCAGGGUGGCAUGGUUGGUGGCUUUGGAGCUACAACGCAGAGUUCUCUCUUCAGCACGCCUGCCACUCAACAGUCUGCAUUCAGCUUUGGUGGGAACCAGGCUAAGCCAUUAUUUGGUGGCACAAACACCUCAACAUCAUUCAACACGGCUGGAAGCUCCCUGUUUGGACAGACGAACCCGACACAAAAUGUCUUUGGCAAGACAACUGGGUUUGGAAUGCAGGGCGGAACUACGGGAUCUGCCUUUGGGUCAGGAUUUGGGACCACAGCACCUGUUUUUGGGCAGCCCCAGCAAAAGCCAUUGUUUGGCCAGCCUACAAGCACAGGACUGUUUGGUGCCACUACAACAACUGCGUCGACUGGCUUUGGUACCGGCUUUGGAACUGGUUUUGGUGCCACAACUCAGGCCAAUGCCUUUGGUGCAAAGGCUCCCUUUGGAGCAGCAACUACGUCAGCUCCAAGUGCCUUCUCCUUCGGUGGUGCAAAUACGACCACAGGAUCCUCCCUCUUCGGUGCAAAAGCACCUCCCUUCAGCUUUGGAAACACCACUCAGAGUGGUUUUGGAACAGGAACUUCAGGGUUUAACUUUGCAUCAACGGCUAGCACUGGCACAGGGCUGUUUGGAGCACCAAAGACAACACCUGCCUUUGGUACCGGUACAACACCAGCCUUUGGCAGUACCGGUUUUGGCACCACUGGUUUUGGCACCACUGGUUUUGGUUCAACUCUGGGGGGAACUUCAACUGGCACUGGCCUGUUUGGUGGUUUGGGAGGAGCCAAUAAACCUGCUUUUGGUUUUGGAACAGGCACUACGGGCUCUACAUUUGGUGGCUUUGGCGCAACAAACCCAACGACCACGCCUUUCAACUUCAGUGGAACAGCUCCUACAUUAGGAAUGAUGGAUCAGAACGCAAAUCAAAUCCAGAUGCAGCAGGCACAAAUGCAGCAGCUUCUGUUGCUCACGAGCAAUCCUUAUGGCGACAAUCCACUUUUCAGAAAUCUAAUCAAGGACACAAACAAGCGGGAAGAAUUGCUAAACCCAACCAGUCCUGCUGCACAAAAAUCUCUAAUGUCUUCUCAGUACAAAGUCUCAUCACUACCAGCAACAAAAAUAAAGCCAAAGGCCAUUGUGGGUCCCUCUUCCAACAAGACAGUUUCGUUGUUCCACGGGCUGGAAGAUGAAGAAAGCUCUCAAAUGAAUGAUACCUUUGUGCCUCGUCCAAGCAUGAAAAAACUGGUGUUAAAGCCAAAAGAAGGUGCUGAUCGCACAUUCACCAUGGCUGAUACUGUGUCAAUGUCAUCCCCGGCACCUGUGUCGCCUCCGAGGUCCGAAACAAUCACGAGGACACCUCUAACUGUACCACUAACACAAGGGUCUGCUAGCACUCCUGUUUCAGCACCAAGAGACCCGGGAUCUCCUCUCCCGCGCUUGAAUUUAGAUGACGUAUCGACUGCUACUCCACCUGCUGACAGUCCUGUGCUAGGUUCAUCAAAAAGUAACCUUCAGAGCCUUGACGACACGGUGUCUCAACUUGGCAUCAGAAACAACCGCCUUGGGCUAACCCUCUCGCCCACAGACGACUCUGGCCCUGGCCGUGGAUCCACUCAGCAGGAUGACUCCAUCUUAUUAACCUCAGAGUCAGGUGGCUCGGCCGACGCCACGUUGCCAACUCCACAUCCAACAGGAAUUGUGCUCACACGGCCUGGAUACUUCACCAUUCCAUCGUUGGACGACCUCGCAGCUCUGUUUGGGCAGGACAAACGUUGUGUCGUGGAGGGAUUCACAGUGGCAAGGGAUGGAUACGGUAACGUCUUCUUCCCCGGACGUACCGAUGUGACUGGGCUUAAUUUGGAUGAAAUUGUACACUUCCGCCGUAAGGAGGUCACAAUCUAUCCUGAUGACGAUGACAAGCCACCCAUUGGUGAAGGCCUUAACAAAAAGGCACAGGUUACCUUGGACUGUGUCUGGCCUAAUGACAAGACCACUCAUGAACCAAUUAAGGAUCCUGAACGGCUGAAACUGAUGGGCUACCAGGACAAGCUAGAACGAGCCACAGCAAAGAUCGAUGCAAAAUUUAUGGAAUACAGGCCCGAGACUGGAUCGUGGGUCUUCGAGGUGAAGCACUUCUCGAAGUACGGCCUUGAAGACUCGGAUGAUGAAAUGGAAGUGGUCGUGGUGAAACAGACCUCACAGCAGAAGGCAGUCGCAGACAGGGCCACCAAGCCUUCACAAGGAGGAACUGAUAGGACAGCUGCUGGGGCAACAGCAGCAGCCAGAGAUGUUAGCCCCGGUAAUGGUGCAACACUCUCUGGAUCCCUAGGCCAAGAUAUGGCCGAGGACGGUCGUGUGUCCUUUGCUCCUGGAGAUUCCGACCUCUCUGGAAUCAAUGAAGGUUCGCUCAUGCAGCCAACCUCCCCAACGACUCAGCAGCUGGCUGAAGCUCUUGGUGUGAGCACCGAGAAGGUGCAAGGGAUGAAAGCGUCUUUCUUCAUGCGCGAUGACGGUGACGAGGAAGACGAUUAUGGAACAGGUUUGCCGCAGUCAAAAUUAAAGAGGGCGCUUGUGUCGAGUGCCGGCCCCCAACGGCCUCCCAAGGGUUUAUUCUGUCUUCCUGCGUUGCGGAGGAGCGAAACCCCCGCCACCCCGCCAUUGAUUACAGGCACUCCUGAACCUCCAGCAAGGAAACAAAAGUCUGUUCGAGAAGAAGCAAGACCACCAUCACCAGAUUUUCUGUCUUCACACAUCUUACUUCGUAGUGUGCCCUCAGAAGUGAAAGCAGCAGUGCCAGAACCAGUUAUAACACCAUCGUCUAUGCCGGCGUUGGUCCCGUAUUCACAAUCCUGCACUUACGGAAAGCAGCAUUUAUGGGUUGACGCGACAGCCUUCAUGGGGCACAGCUUUCGUGUUGGCUGGGGCCCCAAGUUAACUAUGGUUCAUAUGGGAUCACCCAUAAGCGGAGCUGCUAUGACAGCUGGGGACGUGCGCUUCUCCAGGUGGCGCGCCGAACACUGUGGGGACAGUGCCGCAAGUGGGAGAAUUUUAACUCUCCGGUCGUUCUCUGCGUCGACUUUUCCUCACUGCCGCCUUCACUACUAUUCAGCUGCAAGACAAAGUGACAGAACUCUUGGAAUUCUGUCUCAGAGACUGCAGCCUCAGUGGUCAUCUGGGCUAGUCUUAGAGCAGGUUCCCGUGAACUCUCAAUUCAGCUAUCCGGAUGCCAUACAGAAGGAAAACCUCUCCGCCUUACUUGAAGUGCAGCUGUCGCAUUCGCUGUUUUCUGUCGAUCACGGAUGUCCGGCAUUUGUACCCAAACCUGGUGUCGAAGCACUACAUGCUUAUGUGCCGCUCCUGCAGUCUGUUACAUCAGCAGCGGCUAUGUCUCCAAUGGAUGCUGCUAUCUUGGCACAGCUGGGCAAUAUUCUGGGUCUUUGCGUAGCACUCUGGGGAAAUGUUCCUGGCUGCAAAGCAGGAACAGACGACCCAUCGAGCUAUGCGAAUAUCCAAGCUCGAAGAGAGGCACUCUCGGAUUGGCUGAUUGAGACGACGAGAGCAACAAUUGAUCGCGAAAUAACUGAGUUGAAGUUCAAGGAACACAGCCAUGUGAAGGUGAUCCUGAGCCAUCUUAGUGGGCACCAAGUGAGUGAAGCCUGCACUGUUGCACGAGAGGCAAGGGAGCACCGUCUGUGUCUUCUCAUUGCACAAGGCAGCUGCAGCCCUAUCACUAGAGGUAUCCUGCAGAAGCAGUUAGACAACUGGAAAAACUUUAAGAUUGAUGAACACAUUGAUAUGGAUCGCCUCUUGGUCUACGCCAUCCUCGCAGGACUUCUAGUGUGGCAUUCAUCCAUUGGGGUACUCAACAGUUGCCGUGAUCUCGACUGGAAACGAGCCCUGGCAGUGCACCUUUGGUAUCACUGUCAAACAACAGCUAGCAUUGCCGAUGCAGUGGCUGCUUACGAAAGCUCAUUCAUGGGCAGUGAUUCAAUGGGUGCCUAUGCUCGUCCACCCUAUCCACCUUACAUAGAGGAGUCAUUUGGGUCCCUUUCGGAAUCUGAGAUGGCAGCAGCACCUUAUGACACCUGCUUCCACCUGCUCAAGUUAUAUUGUGACCGUGCUCAACCACUUGACAAAAUCCUGACACCUGUCACAUCAGUCUCUUCGCUUCUUGACUUCAGGAUAAGUUGGGUUCUACAUUCACUGCUAACAUCGUUUGGGUACCUGCACAUGGCUCCAGCUGCCCAGAUGUCUCUUCACACUGGAUUUGCCUCCCAAUUGGAAGCAUGGGACAUGUGGCCAUGGGCUGCUUUUGUUCUGCUUCACAUACAAGACCCAAGCAGCCGGAGAGUCGCGCUCAGGGAUCUGCUGUUGCGACAUGCAGCUUCCUCGUCAGCGGAACAGGAGCUGUCGGAGUUGUCGGAGGAAGAAACGUUUCUCCAUGAGAAGCUACACAUUCCGCUCGUGUGGAUAUACGAGGCCAAGGCAGCCCGUGCUGACACUGAUGGUGACUUUCAUGCCAAAGCCAUCUUCCUAACCAAGGCUGAGUUGUGGAAUGAAGCCCACAAAACAAUCCUCGAACACCUGUCAACCGAUGCCAUUAUCAAUGAGAAGCAUGACUACCUGCGUAGUCUGCUCACUCCCCUUUCACGGAACAGUGCUGCUGUGCUGAAUUGGAACCAGGGUGGUCAAGUAUUCUUGGAUUUCUUGGACGUGUGCAAUUCUACAGAAAGAAUAUUGAGUCAAGAAGCUGGCCUGUAUGAAAUGGAAAAGAUACGUCCCAAAGUCAUGUCUCUGUGUGGACGAAUCCUCGCCCUGCGCAAUAAGACGGCUAGAGAGAGGCUUUGCCAAGCUGAGAUGGCUAAAAGGACGUCAAGCCUUCUUCAGGCCAUGGUGACCCUACAGGAGGACCCCUCCAAAUGCGGCAUUUUGCACCUGCUCAUUCCAAAUCUGGGAAAGCUUCCAAUGCCGGAGGACUACACGGUGGACGAGUUUCAUCUCCUGUCCACAAAUUACCUGCAACCCCACAUGUGAUUUUGUGUCAGAGUAUGGGGACCCAAUGUGGCUUGUACAUAUAUCGUGUCCAUCAUAUCUCAUACUAUGUGACAGUAAUGCAGUUCUUUCUUCACCAUCAUUUUGUGCACUUAUUUCUGCAUGUCUUUCAAAUAUAUAUAUGCUUCCUUUGCAAAGAGUGUGAGCUGCGAGAUCAUAAAUUUGUGUUAAUGUGCGAUGACCCUUGAACGGAGAAAGCUGUGUGAGAAUACAGUACCCUACUGACUUUUUUGUAAUGAGUUAGUAAUGUGAAAGUUGGCUAUCAAAAUAAUUGCGAGACCUAAUGUGAAUGUUACAUAGGUGUGACAAAGAUUAUGCAGUGUUCAAAUUUACUGAAAGACUGCAAUAAAAUAUGGAUAUGUA
This is a messenger RNA of Ornithodoros turicata, 6227 nucleotides long. RefSeq names its product nuclear pore complex protein Nup98-Nup96-like (gene Nup98-96). NCBI's taxonomy places the organism in Eukaryota, Metazoa, Arthropoda, Arachnida, Ixodida, Argasidae. The record is from RefSeq and is a predicted model, not a curated record. The transcript has 38 exons. Gene Ontology annotation, cellular component: nuclear pore; nuclear pore cytoplasmic filaments. Gene Ontology annotation, molecular function: RNA binding; structural constituent of nuclear pore. Gene Ontology annotation, biological process: telomere tethering at nuclear periphery; post-transcriptional tethering of RNA polymerase II gene DNA at nuclear periphery; protein import into nucleus. The coding region runs from base 150 to 5846 and encodes 1898 amino acids.